Prunus armeniaca (apricot) is the source of this 243-nucleotide messenger RNA. The record is from the annotation of a GenBank genome assembly. NCBI's taxonomy places the organism in Eukaryota, Viridiplantae, Streptophyta, Magnoliopsida, Rosales, Rosaceae.
AUGGGAUUAUUGAAGGCUGCUGAGUUGGGAGUCUCUGAUUUUUUGGUAGCAUCAAACUCGCAGGAAGUUGUGGCUUUGCUGAAAGGAAAUGGAGAGCUCUGGAGUAAUCUGGCCGCGUUCGGUAAUCGGGUAGCUCACUCUUUGGCACAGUUUGGGCUACGAGAACAGCAUCAUUCUUUCUGGGAUGGUCUUGCUCCUGACUGGCUUGUAUCAUUGUUGGUAACAGACAUGGAGGGUGGGUAG